GUGGUCAAGGUAUUAUGUUGUGUUAAUAUAACUGAAACAAAUAAUUCUUAUUCAAAAUAUUUUUUUCGCUAGAGAAGAGAUCAUUUUCUAAGUUCGAAUAUGGAAGCAGAACCUUUAGAGCUUGAAGAUGGCGAGGUUGUCGAUGAUGAGCCAACCGAUGUCUUUGAAGGAUACAACGUAUUGCAGAGGCCUCACAUGAUACAAGCAACAGAAGGACAGACGAAACUAGGAUACAGUGAUGAAUCAGAUGAGUCUGUGGAUACAGAAAGUGAUUCAGAUUCCGAUUCAGCACAUACUAGAAACAAAAAACCUAAGUUGAAAAUAAAAAGAUCCAAAAGCUUAUCUAACAAUUGGGGAACAAAUAAUGAUAAAUACAAAGUAUGGUGUACACAGGUGCAAGAAGAAUCGUUAACAGAAGACUUAGUUUCAUGUGGUGUUACAAAGAAACUCUAUCAAGAACGUAGUGUUGAAAGUUAUAAUUUUACUCUUCGAUAUCCAUCAAAUGCUAACGGAUCUCGUAACAAUAUUAGUUCAGAUGAUGAGAAAUAUACUGGACAGAGAUUAACUAAUAAGAGGACAAAUUCUGAUAGACAAAACAUACAACUUAGAUUAGGGAAAAGAAGAAAUUCAAUGGAAGUUGAUUGUCAAAAAGGAUGUAUACGUAUUAUAGCAGAUUUAAGUACAACAAUAGAUUCAACAGAUUCAGAUGUUGCAACUGAUAUUGCAGAUAAACUUUGUGAAAAUAAGGAUCUCCUUAUAAGUAGAGUAGUAAAAAUAAUUGGAAAAGAAAAAGCAAUUGAUUUUUUUCAAAAAACAAAAAAAAUCGAAGAAAAUGGCGGUUUGUUAACAAUGAAUGGAUCUCGUAGAAGAACAGCAGGUGGUGUAUACUUAUGGCUUGUAAAAAAUGAUGAACAUAUUCCACAAGAAAAAAUCAGAGAAAUAUUUUAUAUCGAUAAGAAAAAAAAUGUGGAACAAAAGAAAAAAAUACAGGCUGAUGAGAAAAGAAAAAAAACACAGGAGCUUAUGAGAAGUCUUGAAAAUGGUUCUGAUAAAGAUCUUCCAGCUUUAUUAACGAGAGCAGAGUUUUCAACCAGACAGAUUGCAGAAGAAGCAAGAUUAAGACGUGGUGUAGGAAUGGAUAGAAUGCCUUUAGAUUCUGAUCGUACAGUAACCAAUCCUCCACCUAGUCCCGUUACAGAUGAUCCAGAUCACACUGAACAUCACUCUGAACACUCUCUUCAAUCAAGACAAGUUCAAGAUUAUGCAGAUGAUUUUCUCGACAUUGGUAUAGAUGUAGAUAGCAUGGAAGUAUUUUAA
Vespula pensylvanica (western yellowjacket) is the source of this 1317-nucleotide messenger RNA. RefSeq names its product phosphorylated adapter RNA export protein (gene Phax). The record is from RefSeq and is a predicted model, not a curated record. Gene Ontology annotation, biological process: snRNA export from nucleus. Bases 100 to 1317 code for a protein of 405 amino acids. Gene Ontology annotation, cellular component: nucleus. The transcript has 4 exons. NCBI's taxonomy places the organism in Eukaryota, Metazoa, Arthropoda, Insecta, Hymenoptera, Vespidae.